AGCGACCAAGUGGUAACCGAAGCAAAUGGACCCAUCCGCAAUGGUAGCAGAGAUCCAGCAGUUCCGGGCGGGCGUGAACAGCAGACGUCUUCCUUAGACCACAUCUUGGUGGCGCGUGUUUCGACCAACGACCCUGUUCCCCCAGCUCUUUAUGAGUCUCCUCAGGAAGCACAGACCUCAAAUGGGAAUGACUAUUUUAACAAGCCGACCGAGCGCACGACAUCUCCAGACCCAAUCGUCCAUCGUCCACCUCGAAAGCGAGCCGUUCUGGUCGAUGCUCUGAAUUGGCUUGUUGAAGAUGUUCAGAAGG
Messenger RNA from Acaulospora colombiana, 310 nucleotides. Lineage: Eukaryota; Fungi; Glomeromycota; Glomeromycetes; Diversisporales; Acaulosporaceae. The record is from the annotation of a GenBank genome assembly.